UUUUUGUUUAUUUUCUAGCAGGCAGUGUUUUGUGCAACUGUAAAUUUCUCGCGUCAGCAAAUUGGACCGCUUCACGACGCAGCUCAUAUUUGUUUCGUGCGUUAUUUUCAUUCGAAAUAACAUAACACGCAAAAACGGGAAAACAAUUUUUGUUGGGCCAAAUACAUCCACAUUCCUGGUCAUUCAUUACUUACUACCGUCCGUCGCUAUCUCUGCUCAGGCACACGUGUUCGACGUUUGCCGCACUAACCCCGUUUAGCAUCACGCCCCUUAAACUAGCUAGGCCCAGCUAAGAUGGCCCCUAAGAAACGUAAUGGAUUUAUGAUGUUCGUUACCGAGUGGCGUGCCCGUAAUGCCGAGGGUCGCCGAAUGACACUGGCACAGGCUGUUUCGCACUGCGGCAGCAUAUGGGAAAAAAUGACCACCCAGCAGCGGGGACCAUACAACUCUGGCGCCAAGGACGCCAACCUUCACGUUCAGAAGGAUCGCCUCAACUGCUACGGCGAGGGAGUCACCCAGGUGGACAAGGCUAAGAAAGAGGCCGCCGACAGCUUGAUGCACAUGAAACUUACCACCGAGCGUAUGGUGAAGGAUGCAAAGAAGUCCCAUGAUCUGGAGAACGCCAAGUUCGUUUUCGCUGCUUUCAACUUCUUUACCAAAGCCCUAACUACCGAGGUAUAUGUGCCCGCCGAAUUCGCGGCAUGCGAGUACUCAUUGAAGGAAGGAAUCCACUCUAUCUACAGCACCAUGAUUGACCCAGGCCAUAUCAUUUUCGGCCAGGGCAGCGAUGCCCAGCACCACUCGUCCACGACUCACAACCUUCCGCUGCCACCCAAUGCAUUGGGGGAAAAGGACAUGGCUAAACUAUACCGAAACAUCGUCGAUUAUUUGACCAAGAAUUUGGAAGACAAGCCUCUCAUUGUGUUCACACCCUCGGAAAAUAUUGCGAUGGUGCAGUCUUGCUUUCGGUACUUGUCCUGCGAAGAUGACGGCUACGGAGACGAAGGUCAGAGUAUUCAGGUGCUCGAUAUCCAAUACUUGCUGUUCAUAUUGAAGAAGGAGGUGAUGGAUGUUUCCGGUUUGCCUAAUGAUAAUAUCAACAAAUUCGUAACGGACGCCUUUUUCAAGAAGGACUUCUUUGAGUUUACGCCUGAGAUUGCAUGUCAGUUCCACGAGGAGAACGACCGCACCAAGUACUGUACCCAGAGUAUGGUGACUAGAUGGGCCUAUAGCUUUAGCGAUUUCCUGUGCGGACACCUUGCUAUUUCCUUAAACCCAGGAAAACAUAUACCACCUAAAACAAAACCUAACUACCGGAUAAUUAAUUCGGACGCCCCCUCGCUAUCCAAGGAGUCCUCUAUCGACACGCUACCAGGGUCGAGGGUCAAGAAAGAAAACCGAUCUCAAGACAUCUCUCCUUCUAGCAGCCGCCAUUCCAUCGCAUCUAGUUCUUACGCAGCCACUGACCACACCGCCUUUACCGCCGACUUAAAUGAACUAGGUCAAUUUCCGAGCCUUGGUCGUCGUAAUCCCAGUGGGCGUCGCACUCCCGCAGCCAGUGCUCCGCUACAGCGCGAAAGGAACACACGGGCUUGGAAUUUACCGACGCACUCGAGACCUCUUCACGAAUUCACCGAUAACGACUUCAGCUUAGCCGAAACGAACAAAAAAUAGAAAACUAAACAACUUCUAAAUGUAAGAAGAAGAAACGCUGUCUCGAUUUUAAGAUAUUCAUUACCCUCUAACAUUCUCUGAUAAUUAAAAAAAAGAAACGCUAACCAAUUA
Messenger RNA from Drosophila eugracilis, 1785 nucleotides. RefSeq names its product protein maelstrom (gene mael). Gene Ontology annotation, molecular function: sequence-specific DNA binding. Gene Ontology annotation, cellular component: nucleus; P granule. Gene Ontology annotation, biological process: spermatogenesis; male meiotic nuclear division; piRNA processing. Lineage: Eukaryota; Metazoa; Arthropoda; Insecta; Diptera; Drosophilidae. The coding region runs from base 295 to 1674 and encodes 459 amino acids. The record is from RefSeq and is a predicted model, not a curated record. The transcript has 4 exons.